This is a messenger RNA of Prorocentrum cordatum, 3036 nucleotides long. Lineage: Eukaryota; Dinophyceae; Prorocentrales; Prorocentraceae. The record is from the annotation of a GenBank genome assembly.
AUGGGCGUUGCCGGUGCCGCCAAGUCUACUGGGGAGGGCUCGCUCCGCAAGAGCGGCACCAGCAAAUUCAAGUCGAAUGGCUCAGCUGCUGGCUCUACUUCUGGUGCUGAUGGCCGUCGGGGUGAUCGGUCACGCACCCCUACGCCCGGUGAGGGGUCCGAGCUCGACGACUACGCCUCCUUGGCCUUCGUCCACGAGCUCGCGAACAAGAUGGACAGGAUGGAGGGAGGUAUCAAGGACAGCCUCAAGCAGUCCGUCACAGCCGCCGUCCGCGACUCCACUAAGUGCAUAGCGGGGAUCAACGGACUCCACACGAAGAUCGAGAAGGACAUCGCCAUCGCCGUCGGCCAGCAGAUCGGCGCGACCCGCACCGCCUUCCAGAAGCAGGUGGACGCCUUCCACAGUCGGGUCGGCUCCCUCGAGGACCGCCAGGAGCGGACGGAGGAGAACCAGCCGAUCGCACCCUACAUUGGCAAGUCCGCCGCCGUCAAGCAGAUUGCUGAAGCCAUCUUCGACGGCGAUGACCUGGGCAGGCGCGCGCCACCUACUCGACCACUGAGGGCCGCGCCACCGCUGAGGGAGAUCGCGCGCGAAGCGCCUGGCAAGAUUCAGGAGGGGGCCCUGCUCGAGGACCACGCAUUCAUUUUGAAUUGCAGGGCGGCGCUGAUCGACCCCGCCAAGUCCGAGGAGUGGGCCAGCAGCCUCUUUCGGCAGGCUCAGGCUCUGCAAAGAAAAGUGCAGCUCUGGAACCCGAUCAGCAAGCGGCUGGCGCUCACCAGUGUCAAGACGAGCGAGGCCGCAGUGCUGGGGCCCAACAAGCGGCUCGGGAAGCUCGUCGAGCACUGGCAACCUGUCUUCCAAGGCAAGCACGUGGACCUCGAGGCUGCGACCACCUACCUGACAGAGUUCGCGCCCAAGGUCGACUUCAGCCAGUUCGCUCCUCCCGACUACGAGACGCUGCAGAGGUUCGCCAAGUGGAUUUCGACCACCUCAACUGGACUGGAUGGCCCCCCAUACAUGGCAUGGUCCUCGCACUGCAAGGCCACGGAGACGCUCUGGGAGGUCAUGUUCUGGACGUUGGGAGGGCGCCACGCCCUGGAGCUCGACGCGGAGAGCCUCAUCGCGUCGGCGGACCAUGACGCGUGGAGCAAGCUGCCCGUCCUCGCGUCGAUGGACAUCGCCCAGGCCUUCCCCAGUUGCGCGCAUCAGUUCAUCCGCCUGGCGCUGCAGGCCACGGGUGCACCGCAGGCGGUGCUGUUCUCCGACGCGAUGUGCCGCGACAUGAAGGCUGCUGGCGAUCUGGGGCUCGCCCUCGCGGCCAUCAAGCACCUGCCCAUCCUCGCUGUCGCGACGGCCCUCAUGGGGGCCCUGGCGCGACUCGCGUCGACGCCCGCCGAGUGCCGCAUCAUCCUCCUGGCAGACGAAGGCGAUGAGAAGCUCAAGCUGCAUCUCCGAGAGGCGCUGGCCACCUUGGCACCGCGCCUCCAGGAGUUCCACACGUGCGGUAGCCCGGCCUACCUGGGCGCAUUCAUUGGCCCAGUAGCAACAGAGCUGCUCGCGCUCGAGAAGGCCGUUCAAACCCUCCUGUGGAGGACCGAGCAAUUCAGUGCGAGCGACGCCCCCACGAUGGGCACGGUCUUUUUCUUCAGUACCAGGCCCCUCCAGCUGACGCCCCUCUCCACAAUCGUCAGAGCGGCGACGUCGACGUUCAAGCAAUUCUCGGGGGUCCGCGAGCGGCUGCGCCAGGGGCUUGAGCAGCGCGGCGAUGCGAUGACGUUUGAAGGAGCUUAUCGCGGUGCUCACCAUCUCUCGCCAUCGCGGUGGAAGAUGGGCCCCUUCGUUAAGGCGCCGCACCAGGCGAAGACAGCCACCUCAACGCACCGCUACUGCUCUAAGGAGCUCCUGCAGCCGGCGCUGGAGGCGGCUCAGACCGCAUUUGCCAAUGGCCAAGUGGGGGCGGUCCAGAAGAAUGCGUACCAGGCAGCGAUGAUCGCCCGCAGUCCAGACACGAUCGGCCCCUCCCUGGCCCGGAGGAUUACGCUCGAGAUCCCAGAGCACGCCGACUUCCUCGCGCUGAACGUCGGCAUCUUCGGCGAGAUCAGUAAGAAGAUGAAGAAGCUGCCGCCGUCGUGGGCAACCGCCUGGACGCGGGCACUCUCGUUCGCCUGGCUCGCGCCCCGCAGGAUCAUCAAUAAGAGGGGGGAGAAGAAUUGCAUUUUCAAGUGCGAGGGCUGCAGCGACAGCCUCGCGCACUACCUCCAGUGCGAGCGCCUGUCUUGGGCGAUUGCUCGUGCUUCUGGCGCGGAUGUCCCCGCUUGCCCGCUGGCGCGGCUGGGCGUCGUAGACACGACAAACGAGCCUGCCGAGCAGAUCUUCAUCGGUUCGACGGUCUCCCACUCACUGCGGGCGAAGGUCUCGGUGGAGGCCGUGGAGGCGGAGGCCGCUGCGAAGGCGGGGAUGGACAUGAUGGUGACCGCGGCCGAGCUGGCGGCGCCGCUGGGGCAGCUCGGCGGGCUCUGGCUGGAGUUCGGCGUCGCCACCGGGCGGUCACUGGCCUUCGUCUCCCAGCACCUGCGGAGGCUCGCCCCGGCCGCCACGCUGCACGGCUUCGACUCCUUCCACGGCAUCCCGCAGGGGUGGCACAAGUACGGCGCGGAGACCUUCAGCUCGGAGGGUCGGCCGCCCGAGUUUCUGCAGGCGCUGGAGAACGUCAGACUGCACGUCGGGUUCUUUGGCGAGACGCUGCCGAAGUUCCUGGAGGAGUCGCCCGUGCCCCAGCCCGUGGCAUUCCUGCACGCGGACAUGGAUCUGUUCGCGUCUGCGCGGGAGGUGUUUGCGUCACUGAGGUGCCAGCUGGUCCCAGGAACCAUCAUCGUCUUCGACGAGCUGUUCAACUACAAAGGUUGGCAUGUGGACGGCGAGUACCGCGCGUGGACGGCCCUCGCCGCCGCGCACAGCAUCGAGUGGCGCCCGCUGGGCAUCUUCUUUGAGAUGGCAGUGCCGAUCGUGAUCGAGAGCCUUCCCAGCGACUGCUAG